UCUCUCUCACUCUCUCAUGGAGAUCAGAGGCUUGCUUUCAUGUUGCUUAUUUGGAACUUUCCUCCUGAUUUCCUCUGCUCCUUCCCUCUAUUUCUCUCACUCAACCCAUGAACUUUCCUCCCAUCUUCUUGCUAGAAGCCUAUUAAACAACACAAUCCCACAGUAUUUGAUACCCCACAACGCUGUAAGAGCAAAGCUUGGGCUCCCUCCUCUUACAUGGAGCAAAAAACUAGCCAAUUACGCUUCUUGGUGGGCACACCAACGCCAAGGAGAUUGUGCUUUGAUUCAUUCCAACAGCAACUACGGCGAAAAUCUCUUCUGGGGAAGUGGGGAAGAUUGGGAACCAGGUGAUGCAGUUGAAGCAUGGGCUGCCGAAAGAAGUUACUACAACCACAACACCAAUUCUUGUACUCACGGCAAAGAUUGCCUGCACUAUACCCAGAUUAUUUGGAGGCAAAGCUUGAAGGUUGGUUGCGCAAAAGUCAUAUGUAGAAGUAAGGACACAUUUAUCACUUGUAACUAUGAUCCCCAUGGUAAUGUGAUAGGUCAAAAACCUUUCUGACGUGUUGUAUAUAA
Messenger RNA from Alnus glutinosa, 576 nucleotides. Its product is annotated as pathogenesis-related protein PRB1-3-like. Lineage: Eukaryota; Viridiplantae; Streptophyta; Magnoliopsida; Fagales; Betulaceae. Bases 17 to 562 code for a protein of 181 amino acids. The record is from RefSeq and is a predicted model, not a curated record. Gene Ontology annotation, cellular component: extracellular region. The transcript has a single exon.